GUAGAUCUAGACUACCAGAGAUCUAGAAUCUAGCAGAUAAAUAUCUAAGUACCUACAAGACAAGACAAGAUGAACGCCGCUAUUGUCCUCGUCCUCUUCUCGGUCCUGGCUGCGACACAAGCGUACGACCCAGAGGAGUGCGAUAUAAUCAGGGUGGAAAGUUGGAACUAUAAGUACGCCGAGAAGAUAGUACAAGAUGCUUCGUAUGUCCUCAACAUGACGGUCGUAGAUCAGCAGUCCGCGGCUGCGUGUACCCUGGGGGAAUCCUUCGGCUACCAGAAAGCCACACUUUGGGUGGAUCACGGCUGUCGUGCUGACUUCAAAGUUUGCCAUCUCCCAGUGAGGCGCACGGAGUGCCAAGUACUUAGGGUGGAAAGUUGGAACUACAAGUACGCUGAGAAGAAGGUAGAGGGGGCCGCAUUGUUCAUCAACAUGACCGUUGAAGAUCGGCAGUCCGCAGCCAGUUGCGAUCUGGAUAAAUCCUUUGGCUUCUACAAUCAGAACUCCACAGUGUGGGUGGAUCAUGGUUGCCGUGCCGACUUCAAUAUCUGUUAUGUCCAAGGCGCCACCAGCACAACUACGGUAAACGUGAGCAGCUGGAACUACAAGUACGCCACCAAGGCUCUCCCCUCCGCCUCCUGCAUCUACUCCAUGCAAGUGGCCAAGCAACAGUCCGCGGCCCCCUGCACUCUCGGAACCACUUAUGGUUUUGUGGCCAAUACCAUGUGGGUCAGCGAUGGCUGCAGAGCUGACUUCAACGUCAGCUAUUAUUCCCUUUAACUUUAAGCUUUAUCUUAAAGCUGUAAUAUUCCACUCCAGUUAUAUUCAACUGGACAUGUUUUGUUACAUUAAAAAUAUAAUCGGAAACAAA
Molecule: messenger RNA, 871 nt
Organism: Aplysia californica (California sea hare)
Lineage: Eukaryota; Metazoa; Mollusca; Gastropoda; Aplysiida; Aplysiidae
Product: lectin ADEL
Exons: 4
Coding region: 70-780 (236 amino acids)
Source: RefSeq, a predicted model, not a curated record